Beta vulgaris subsp. vulgaris (sugar beet) is the source of this 3897-nucleotide messenger RNA. Its product is annotated as calcium-transporting ATPase 1. Gene Ontology annotation, biological process: calcium ion transmembrane transport. The transcript has 8 exons. The record is from RefSeq and is a predicted model, not a curated record. Gene Ontology annotation, cellular component: intracellular membrane-bounded organelle; membrane. Lineage: Eukaryota; Viridiplantae; Streptophyta; Magnoliopsida; Caryophyllales; Amaranthaceae. The coding region runs from base 387 to 3425 and encodes 1012 amino acids. Gene Ontology annotation, molecular function: ATP hydrolysis activity; ATP binding; P-type calcium transporter activity.
AUUUCUAGAAAAGGCCAAACUCCCCCUCUCCAGUCUCCCCCCACACCACUUGCUUAAUUCAACAAAGUUUAUAGGAGUAGUAUUGUUUUCCUUCUUACCAAUAUUAAAAUCAUUUUCGCAGAAAACAAACAUUUUCAAAAAAAUUUCACUUUCCACACACACUCCACUCUCAUUUUAGCAUCACGACAUCGACAUCGACAUCGACAUCGACAUCUGCAUCAAAAUCAACCUAACUCUGCGUUGACUUGAGAAGAACGGUUGUUGAAUUGCGAACAGUUGAUGAGAGAUAAUUCGUGCGAUUUUCGGUGAUUUGAAGCUUCAAUUUCAGCUUAUUUAGCUUCAUAAUUUCCUUUUUUCUUUUUGUUAAAAAUUGGCGAGAUUCGGAGAUGGAGAGUUUGAUAAAUGAAGAGUUUGGAGAAGUGAAGGCGAAGAAUUCAUCAGAAGAAGCGCUUCGAAGAUGGAGGAGUUUGUGCUGGUUGGUGAAGAAUCCAAAGCGUCGAUUUCGUUUCACUGCAAAUCUCAAGAAACGUUCUGAGGCUCAGGCUAUUCGCCGUUCCAAUCAGGAGAAGUUGAGGGUUGCACUCUUGGUCUCACAAGCUGCCCUCCAGUUUAUACAGGGUGUAUCAUAUACUCCACCCGAAGAAGUCAAAUCAGCUGGCUUUGAGAUUUGUGCUGAUGAGCUGGGGUCCAUUGUUGAGGGUCGCAACACGAAGAAGCUGAAAGCGCAUGGUGGAGUUGAGGGUCUCACAAAGAAGCUCUCUACGUCAACCAUGAGUGGAAUAUCUACUUCUGAGCAGUUGGUGAAUCAAAGGAAGGAGAUUUAUGGUGUUAAUAGAUUCAUUGAAAGUCCACCUAAGGGUUUCUUAGUUUUUGUUUGGGAAGCGCUUCAAGACAUGACUCUUAUGAUACUUGGAGUUUGUGCAAUUGUUUCUUUGUUUGUUGGCAUUUUAAUCGAAGGAUGGCCCAAGGGAGCCCAUGAUGGUCUUGGAAUUGUUGCUAGCAUUUUCUUGGUUGUAUUUGUAACUGCAACAAGUGAUUAUAGACAAUCAUUGCAAUUUAAGGAUUUGGAUAAGGAAAAAAAGAAGAUCACAAUUCAGGUUACUAGAGAUGGUUGUAGACAGAAACUAUCGAUAUAUGACCUACUGCCAGGGGAUAUUGUUCAUCUUGCCAUUGGAGAUCAGGUCCCAGCUGAUGGACUUUUUAUUUCAGGAUAUUCUGCUAUUAUUGAUGAAUCAAGCUUAACUGGAGAGAGUGAACCCAUUCAUGUUAACCUUGAACAUCCUUUUCUUUGUUCAGGCACUAAAGUUCAGGACGGGUCACUGAAAAUGCUUGUUACCACUGUCGGCAUGAGAACGCAAUGGGGUAAAUUGAUGGCUACUCUUAGUGAAGAAGGUGAUGAUGAAACCCCCCUGCAGGUGAAAUUGAAUGGAGUGGCAACUGUCAUUGGAAAAAUUGGGCUCUUUUUUGCAGUGGUUACGUUUGCUGUGAUGGUUCAAGGAUUAUUCAGCCGUAAGUUACAAGAUGGUUCUACAUGGAGUUUAUCUGGUGAUGAUGCCCUUCAGAUCUUGGAAUUUUUUGCCAUUGCUGUUACAAUCGUUGUUGUUGCAGUUCCUGAGGGACUACCCUUGGCUGUGACUUUGAGCCUUGCGUUUGCAAUGAAGAAAAUGAUGAAUGACAAGGCUCUUGUACGUCACCUUGCUGCUUGUGAGACAAUGGGAUCUGCUACUACUAUCUGCAGUGACAAAACGGGGACACUUACUACCAAUCAUAUGACUGUUGUCAAAGCUCACAUAUGUGGGAAAACUGUGGAAGCAAACAACUUCAAGGAAUCUCUCACUACAUCUAACAUUCCUGAUUUUGCACGGAAAGUUCUUUUAGAAUCAAUUUUCAAUAAUACUGGAGGAGAAGUUGUUAUAGCCAAAAACAACAAAACUGAGAUAUUAGGAAGUCCCACUGAAACUGCUAUAUUGGAGUUUGGGUUAUCAAUUGGUGGUGAUUUCAUGACAGAGCGUGAAGCAUCGAAAAUUGUGAAAGUGGAGCCUUUCAACUCCUCAAAGAAGAGAAUGGGAGUGAUUCUGGAGAUUCCUAAUGGAGGUCUGAGGGCACACUGUAAGGGUGCUUCUGAGAUUAUUCUGGCUGCAUGUGAUAGGGUUAUUGAUGCAAAUGGAGUUGUUGUCUCCCUGGAUAAAUCAUCAGUUGAACAUUUAAAUGCCACAAUUGAAGAGUUUGCUAAUGAUGCUCUACGCACUUUAUGCCUUGCUUAUCAGGACUUGGGAGAUAGUUACUCUGCUGAUAGUUCUAUUCCUUCUGAUGGAUACACCUGCAUUGGUAUAGUAGGCAUCAAAGAUCCAGUGCGCCCUGGUGUCAAGGAAUCUGUUGCGAUCUGCAGGUCAGCUGGAAUUAUUGUCCGAAUGGUUACAGGAGACAACAUAAAUACAGCAAAGGCAAUUGCUAGAGAAUGUGGGAUUCUCACUAAAGACGGCAUAGCUAUCGAAGGCCCUGAGUUUCGUGAGAAGAGUGAGGAAGAGUUAACUGAACUGAUACCAAAAAUUCAGGUUAUGGCUCGAUCUUCACCAAUGGAUAAGCACACCCUUGUAAGACAUUUGCGGACAACCCUUCAAGAAGUUGUGGCAGUGACAGGAGAUGGUACAAAUGAUGCUCCUGCCCUUCAUGAAGCAGAUAUCGGCCUUGCUAUGGGAAUUGCUGGAACUGAGGUGGCAAAAGAGAGUGCUGAUGUCAUUAUUUUGGAUGACAAUUUUUCUACAAUUGUAACGGUGGCCAGAUGGGGACGCUCUGUAUAUACCAACAUUCAGAAAUUUGUACAAUUUCAAUUAACAGUCAACAUUGUUGCCCUUAUUGUCAACUUUUCUUCAGUCUGUUUGACCGGAAGUGCUCCACUUACUGCUGUUCAGCUUCUGUGGGUUAACAUGAUUAUGGAUACCCUUGGAGCCCUUGCACUGGCCACUGAGCCUCCUAGCGAUGAAUUGAUGAAGCGUCAGCCUGUUGGAAGGAAAGGAAGCAUUAUCAGUAAUGUGAUGUGGAGGAAUAUACUUGGUCAAUCAAUUUAUCAAUUUGUUGUCAUAUGGUAUCUACAGAGUAGAGGAAUUGAAGCUUUUGGGCUCAGCGGUCCUGGUUCUGAGUUAACACUGAACACAAUUAUAUUCAACUCAUUUGUCUUCUGCCAGGUAUUCAACGAGAUCAACUCCAGGGAGAUGGAAAAGAUUAAUGUUUUUGCAGGGAUCCUGAACAACUACAUAUUUGUGGGUGUUCUCACAUCAACUGUCCUUUUCCAAAUUGUAAUUAUCGAGUACCUCGGUACAUUUGCAAACACGACUCCACUUACUCUAACUCAGUGGUCGGUGAGCAUCUUGUUUGGGUUUCUUGGCAUGCCAGUUGCUGCUGCUUUGAAGAUGAUCCCAAUAUGAACCCUUGAAUAUUGAACGUGAAGUUGGAGAAGAAAAUUUUGUAGCUUGCUGCAACUUCUAGUACGUGCAGGUGCUUCUACAGCUGCCACUGCCUGAAGCAAUGAUCUUUGCAAGUUCUAACUUUGUGAUUAAUCGAACAUCUGAUGAAUUCGUAGGCAUCUUUCAAAUGAUGUUCAGAUUUCUUGUUGCUUCACUCUAGUCUCAGAUUGCUUCUGUGAUUCUGUCUGUUCUCGAGAAUGGUGGUACUCGAUGAUUCGCUGAAUUGAUUGAUGAAUCUCUGAUACUAGAAAAUCUCCACAUCAUCUGUUAACUCGAACAUGGAUUAUAUCAUGGAUUAUGAUAGGGAAAGUCGCCUGCAUAAUCCUUUCCUGAUAUGUUGUAUUUCACAUAUUGUGAUCAGUAUUGGGCAUAAUAGGCCCCACUUAUCCAUGUAAUUUUUUCCAUAUUGGAUUUAAACUGCAAUGUUUUUUAA